This is a messenger RNA of Astrephomene gubernaculifera, 843 nucleotides long. Lineage: Eukaryota; Viridiplantae; Chlorophyta; Chlorophyceae; Chlamydomonadales; Astrephomenaceae. The record is from the annotation of a GenBank genome assembly.
CGGGAGGCCCCUCGGCGGGGCAUGAGGGCUUUGGAGGAGGAGGAGGAGGAGGCGGGUGGAGCGAGUCUGCAGGCGGCGGCUGGUGGCGCCCCCGCGGAGUGCUGGUGGCCCACCUGGCGGAGCACCGGCGGGGGGUCACCCGGCUGGCGGUGGGGGCGGGGGGCUGCUUCCUGGCCUCGGCCUCGCAUGACGAGACUGUCAAGGUCUGGGACCUCCGGCGGCUGGAGCGCGACGUCUCCUUCCACAGCCGCCUCACCUACGCCGCCCAGUCCGGCAGGAUCACCGCGCUCUGCUGCUGCGGCGGUCCGGCGGACACACCCUCCGGGGGGACUGCUGCUGCCUCCUCCUCCUCCUCGGCUGCCGCCCCCUGGAGCAGCGGCACCACGGUGUGCUCCGGCAGCAGCUCGGGCUCGCUGCACCUGUGGCGCCCCGAGUACACCACCCGGCAGGGCGGCGUGCCGGACAAAUACACGGGUGUGGUUGCCGUGCGGCAGCUCUCCCCGGGUCAGGGCGCGGUGCUGCAUGUGUGCGGCUGGGGCCCGCACCUGCUGCUGCACGUCACGCAGCGCGGCGGGGUGGGCGCCUGGGACACGCGCACGCAGCGGGAGGGCUGGGUGCUGCCCUGCUGCCCCACUCGGGGGCUGCUGGAGCACCUGGUGGCGGACCCGGGGGCGGGGGGCGCCUGGCUGAUGACAGGCAGCAGUCGAGGCUACCUGAGUCUGUGGGACGUGCGCUUCCUGCAGUGCGUGCACGCCUGGCAGCACCCGCUGCGCUGCCCCAUCGACGCCAUGGCGCCAGCUACCGGGCCGCCUGCACGGGUGCUGCUGGCGGGGGCGGGCGGAG